This is a messenger RNA of Puntigrus tetrazona (Sumatra barb), 4767 nucleotides long. Its product is annotated as protein crumbs homolog 1-like. The coding region runs from base 975 to 4016 and encodes 1013 amino acids. NCBI's taxonomy places the organism in Eukaryota, Metazoa, Chordata, Actinopteri, Cypriniformes, Cyprinidae. The transcript is spliced from 8 exons. Gene Ontology annotation, biological process: establishment or maintenance of epithelial cell apical/basal polarity; heterophilic cell-cell adhesion. The record is from RefSeq and is a predicted model, not a curated record. Gene Ontology annotation, cellular component: plasma membrane; protein-containing complex. Gene Ontology annotation, molecular function: calcium ion binding.
GUUUCAUUUAUUGUCAUUUACAAGCGAAUAUCCAACACUUGCACACUUAAUGUGCUAAUCUGACCACAUUUAGAAGGACAGCUUUAAAACGCCAGUUAAAAAACGUACUUUCCCUUCAGUUAUAACUUUUGAAUCCUUCGUCCUGAAAAUAAAUUUAGUUCACCUGUUUUAUGUUCUCAAGCUAACCUUACAUCAAGUCCAUUACGGUAACAGUAUCGCACAUUUUGAAAUGUACAAUAUUUUGAUCGUUUUUGCUAAUUAUCUUUUAAACUGUGUCCAAUUCGAAAUUUGGCUCAGAUGACCGUUAGACUGAACCAACUGAGAUGACUCUUUUCAAAAGAUACAGCAGGCUAACGCAAAGUUGACCUGAAAUUGAAUUAAAUGCUGUAUUUCGGUAACACUUACAAUUGGAUCAAUUUCCAGUAGGCUACAAUUUGUUUUUAAAUGUAUAUAAAAUAUCAAUAUAUUUUCAUUGUUUUUACUUGCCCACACAAAAUUAGGUACAAAACAUUGAUAUGUUCUGAAGGUGCCUGACGACUUUAAAUGUUUUCUACCAAAAUGCUUAUGUUUUCUCGCUGUAUUUGUAGCUUAUUCCGAUUCUGUUCAUUCUCAACCGUUCCUCACAAUUAAAAUUAUCUUCAAAGUCUAAAUAGCGGAUUAUGCCUUUAUAGUAGAGUUCAGCUGUCCAGGAAUUGCUAAUGACUUAUGUAAUAUCAGGGCCGUGUGCGGUCCACAAGGCGAGGAUGCGUGAGCUCUCAGAUUAGCCGUGGCUCCUGUCCCUGGCCUCACACCAGUUCAUUAGACAUGUAAGUGCAUUACCAUAAUCCCAAGGGUUGCGGUGAACCCCUCUGAGAAGUCAGUCCAUCCUAAACACAGAUGAAUGAGGAAGAGCUGAGGAAGUCUGUGAGGGUAAUGGUGUUUUACAAAGCUGGUUUUAGGUCUCCUGUCUGUUUAGUCUGUUUAUAACUAACAUCAUGUCUAGAGCGGUCACUUUCUGGAUGGUUCUGCUGCUAUACGCAGCCUCGGGGGUCCGCAGUGAAGAGAACAUCGAUGGAUGCGAUACGAACCCGUGCAUGAACGGCGGCGCGUGCGAGAACCAGGACGGACAAUACAAAUGUCACUGCUCCCAAACGAGCUACAACGGACAGCUCUACGGAGGGCCGUCCUGCUCGGUGGCGCUCCUGGGCUGUGAACGCCACUGGUGCCAGAACGGUGCCGCUUGCUCUCCGUACCUGGACGAAGGACGGCAUCGAUACAGCUGCGUCUGCCCCGAGGGCUUCACCGGAACGAAAUGCCAGACGUCCACCGCCUUCUCUUUCGAAGAGAGAGGAUUCGUGCAGGUCCAAACCAACCUCACCGAUGCUCUGGACCCUUUGAACGUCACGCUGAGCUUCCGCACGCUGCAGGCGGCCGCCGUUCUGCUCCAGUGCCGAGUCGAAGAUCAGCUUCUCACGCUGGAGUUAGCGGACGGAAGGCUGCGCCAUUCGUCUCAGAGAGCGACGCAAGCUGAAAGCGUUCUUGUAGAGCUCCCGCCGAUCGUUUCUGACGGCCUUUGGCACACGGUCAAGGCCUGGCUGGGCAACAACAUGCUCGGGCUGAGUCUUACAGACCCGUCUUGCCCGCAGGACACGUGUCACGCGGAAGUACAGAUCGAACAAGCGGAGGCCGAACUGGGUUCAGGUCUGUCUGAGCUGGCUGCGAUCCAGGAUCUCUACAUAGGUGGAAGAGGAGAGCAAGAGUCCGCCUCGGGCUUUUUGGGGUGUAUGAGGGACGUGUGGGUGCAUUCACGCAUGGUGGUGCCCGGAUUGGGGCUGAGGACUCCCGCUACGCAAUUUAAUGUGAAACAGGGCUGCAGUGACUGGGACCGCUGCAAGGAAAACCCGUGCCAGAACAGAGGCAGAUGUGUCAAGUCUGGAUGGAGGAGCUUCAGCUGCGAAUGCCAUCGGCCUUAUGAGGGCGAGCACUGUUUAGAUGAGUACGUGACCGCUCGCUUUGGGAGUGAAGAUGUGGAGAGCUUGGCUGUGUUCUCGGUGGAAGACAGUCCAGGCGACACCAACACCGUGUCCAUGUUCGUCCGCACGCGCCGCUCACGGGGCUCGCUCCUGGUCCUCUCCAACUCCACCAGUCACUAUCUGCGUGUGUGGUUAGAGGAUGGGAAGGUCAAAGUUCAGAUCAACAACUUUGAAAGCCUUGCAGGCGGUGAAACGGUGAGCGACGGUCACUUCCACCUGGUAACAGUCGUCGUGGAGCCGGGAUCUCUGUCCCUCUUCGUGUCAGCUAAGAGCCAGGGCCGCGUCCCCGUCCGCCGCGUGCUGGUCCAGGCUGGAGAUGUGGUGUAUGUGGGGGGUUUACCCGAUCGCCGCGCGUCGCUGGCCUUCGGCGGAUACUUUAAAGGCUGCAUCCAAGACCUCCGUGUGAACAACAGACGCCUGCAGUUCUUUCCCAUCGGCGUCCCGGUGAGCUCCUACCGGCUCCAGAGCUCAACCAAAGUCAGCCGCGGAUGCACGGGCGACGACUCCUGCAGCAGUAAUCCCUGCUUGAAUGGAGGAGUGUGUUACUCCAUGUGGGACGAUUUCACGUGCAGCUGCCCACCCAAUACAGCGGGACAGCGCUGCGAGGAGGUCAGGUGGUGUGAGCUGUCCCCGUGUCCGUCCGCUGCAGCCUGUCAGGCCCACGCUCAGGGCUUCGAAUGUUUGGUCAAUGUCAGCCUUCGGAGCGACAGUCACAUUAUCACAUAUCGCAGCAAUGGAAAAAUACGCCGAUACCUCAGCAGCAUUUCAAUGCAUUUCCGUACCAGGCAGCAGAAUGCGACUCUACUGCAUGCUGAGCGCGAUUCUCAGUUCAUUACCAUUUCCAUCCACGAUGGGCGCAUAGUUCUAGAGCUGCAGGGAGAAAAACAAACCUCUUAUGUAUAUAUACACAGCCUGGACCUGGUGAAUGAUGGUCACUGGCACAGGGCAGACUUCAGCAUGGCCAGCCCGGUCCUCCAGUCGUCCAGAUGGAGAAUAGUUCUGGAUGAGCACUGGGAGAAACCGUCCAUCUCCUUCACAGCCUCGGGAGACCUGGAUUUCCUCAGAGAAGAUGUGGACAUCAUCUUAGGAGGCUUGGGGCCUGAUUCAGAGGGAAACUUCGCUGGCUGUCUCGGCUCGGUGGAGAUCGGAGGCCUUGCGUUGCCGUAUUACAGCGACAUGGAGAUGAACCAGCCCAGACCCCAGGAAGAGCAGUUUCUGAGGACUUCUGGGACUCCCUACUUCGGCUGCUGGGGAUCGAAUGUCUGUGAGCCUGACCCUUGCAAGAACGGAGGGGAUUGUGAAGAUCUGUUCGACCUUUUCAAGUGUCAUUGCCCAUCGCAUUGGGCUGGCCGGCGUUGUGAAGUCACUGUAGAUGACUGUUCCUCAAACCCAUGUGUUCACGGAGCCUGCAGAGCGAUCUCAGCUGGAUACGAGUGCUUCUGUGAUGCAGGCUUCACCGGCCGGCGCUGCGAAACAGAGGUGGAUGUAUGCGCACACCACAAGUGCAGCAAUGGUGGAACGUGCCUGAGAGGAUUGAAACGCUACUCAUGUCUCUGUCCAAGAAACACAACGGGUCCUUUCUGCAGGGAGAGAGUUCCAGAACUUCCAUGGUAUAUCGACAGGUUUCCAUUCCCUAAACUCCCUGUGUCUUUCUGCGGGAAUGAGAGAUGGAACUACAGUUGUUUCAAUGGUGGCAAUUGCUCUUCUGUAGAAGAUAACUGCGACUGUCUUCCAGGAUUCGCAGGACAGUGGUGCGAGCUGGAGCUAGAUGAAUGCGCAUCUGACCCCUGCCUUAACGGAGGCUUCUGCCGUAACCUGAUCAACAGGUUCCAGUGUGUGUGCGAGAUGAGCUUCGCAGGCGAUCACUGUCAGAUCGACGUCAGCGACUUCUACGUCUACGUCUUCCUGCUCCUGUGGCAGAACAUCUUCCAGCUGUUGUCGUACCUCAUUUUGCGUUUAGACGACGAUCCGGAGAUUGAGUGGAACGCAGCCAAUGAUGACUAGGACUAAAAAAGCCUUCCUUCUCAGACGCCCCGAGGAAGACGCGGGCUGAUGUCGAAAGGACACAAUAGGCAAAGGACUUUAGAUAUUAUUAAAAGGUCAUUAUGGGAUGGCGCAAUUUUUGGACAAAAUCUCGUUCAGGAAACAUUCAAUGAGAAAACCAAUAUGAGAUCGGUUGUUUGCUAACGGAGCACUGUAACAGCUUCUGAACAAUAAUUCAUUUUAGAAUAAUACUGAUAUAAAAAUCUGCACAUAUUGACAGUGAAAGGCUUUACGUGUGCCUUCCUUUUUCUCAUUAAUGUCUAUUUUUGAAAACAUUGUCAAAAUGUUUCUCAUAACUUCUCAAAGUAAUAUGUAUGAAGGCCAAUGUUAUAACAGACUGUCAUAUUCUAACGGUAAGAAAAGCAGCUUAAUAUGCAUGUGAUGUCACAUCAUUAUUACUUUCUUUUUUCUGUCAAUAUUUAAUCCUGGACUUUUAUACCUCAGCGAUCGAGUGACUGCCCCGCUUUUCAUUAUUUUCAAACCCGCAUUGCAGAUUUCUUUUGCAAAUCUUUAAACCGUUCACCAAAAUUAGAGCACUGAAACAAAUAUAUUUUUAAAUAAAUAUUUUUGAAGCAAAAAUACGAUGAUAUAUUUUUGUAUCCAGCAUCUGUGUAUAUUAUAGUUUGUUUCAAACUGAACGAACGAAACCUAAAUGAAUUUUGUCUUGCUGCUGAGAUGCGGAAUAUCACGGAAAUAAAGUUAUUAAGGUAAA